This is a messenger RNA of Eimeria necatrix, 914 nucleotides long. RefSeq lists its product as hypothetical. NCBI's taxonomy places the organism in Eukaryota, Apicomplexa, Conoidasida, Eucoccidiorida, Eimeriidae. The record is from RefSeq and is a predicted model, not a curated record. The transcript has 3 exons. The annotation marks the transcript as partial.
GGGGCGGGGAGCAGGAGGAGGGGCGGGGGGAGAGGGGGUUGGUUAGGGCAGAGAGCAGCAGCAGCAGGUCAGCAGCAGCAGCAGCAGCAGCAGCAGCAGCAGCAGCAGCAGCAGCAGCAGCAGCAGCAGCAGCAGCAGCAGCAGCAGCAGCAAGAGAGGAGCAGGAGGAGGAGGGCGAGUCUGGAGGGUGUGGUGGGCCCACGCUGAAGGUGCUGCAGCAGCAGCAGCUGUUGAGCAGCAGCAGACAGGCAGCAGCGGCUGGACCGCGCGGCGCGAAGCGGCAGCUGCAGCAGCAGCAGCAGCAGCGGGAGGAGAUCUGCGGUGGAGCUGCUGCAGCAAAUAAUAAAAGUGGAUAUUGUCUUUUGGCUGUUUGGGGGGGAGAAAAAGCAAAGAAAUGCAAAGAGGGGCUGCCGACGCAGCAGCAGCAGCAGCAGCGCAGCAGCAGCAGCAGCAGCAGCAGCAGCAGCCGAGCAGCGAGAGAGCCAGCGCAGCAGCGUGGCGAGUGGCGCGGGGCAGCAGCAGCGCAGCAGCGGGGCUUAAAUGGAGAACUUGGGCUCGAAUUUUCUUUGUAUAGACACCCGAAACCCAGGCCUUCUUCUUGGCCAGGCCUCGCGGGCCCAGUGGGAGACAGCCGCAGCGGCGUCGCUCAGCAGCAGCAGCAGCAGCAGCAGCAGCAGCAGCAGCAGCAACAUUGCCGGAGCAUUGCCGCAGCAGCAACAUUGCAGCAGCAGUGCAGCACUGCAGCAGCAACGCUGGAGCGGGACUGCAGCAGCGUUGCCGCAGCGGGACAGCAGCAGCUGCAGCUUUACAGGAACAGCAGCAGCUGCGCAAGAGCAGCAGCAGCUGCAGCAGCAGCAGCAGCGGAGAGGCAGCAGCAGCUGCUGCUGCUGCAGUUCAGCGCGGCAGCAGAAUAG